This is a messenger RNA of Penicillium canescens, 1836 nucleotides long. RefSeq lists its product as uncharacterized. The transcript has 2 exons. The record is from RefSeq and is a predicted model, not a curated record. Lineage: Eukaryota; Fungi; Ascomycota; Eurotiomycetes; Eurotiales; Aspergillaceae. The coding region runs from base 1 to 1836 and encodes 611 amino acids.
AUGGAUUCCCCCGCCAAACGACGAAAAACUAGCGAAUCUACAGGUAUCGCUGUGCCUCCAGAGCUCGCCCAAAAUGCGUCACGACCACCACGACCUUCCUUUCAAUCCCCUACAAGGGCCAGUCUUGCGCGAUCGCAUCCAGAUGUGUUAGAGCGCGCGCUUAGCAGAUCUCCCACCCGACGAGCGUCAAGCAAAGGGGCCGAACAGACCGACGCUCGAACCUUUGGACUCCGGGAUCGCAAAGCCCUCCGACCCUCGUUGAACGCUUCUGCAAGCCCUCUCACUCGGCCCCGAGUGCCCGAUGUGCCAGGAGGAUCCCCCAACAGGCGCCCAAGUGGCAUCCAGGCGUUCUCAAAGCCGCCUCGCAGAAGCUUGAAGAAGAUUCUUCCCGGAGAUUUUAUGUUCGAGUCUCCAAUUCCACGGUCAAAUGCUCCCGACUCGAUCACACCCGAAGGCCAAUUGGCAUUGGAAUUAGGCGACGCUACACAAGAAGCAGAUACCGAUAUGGGCUCGGGCGGUGCAAUGAUGGCCGAGGAUAUUCUUGAACCAGACCUUCCCCCUACUCCAACUCAACUCGGACUGGAAAAGGCUCCAGAUCGGCCCAGAGGGAUGAUGAGCAGCAGCCCCAGUUUACGACAAGAGAAGCGGAUUAGACGACGAAACACCGAGCCAUUGGGUGAAAGCCCUUUGAAAGCUGUGAAGUUUCGGUCCAUUACUCCCACAGAGACGGAGACAAGUUUCAACCAGGAGCUGUCUGUGACUGCGCAAAAAAAAUACAAGUCGCGCAAGAGAAGUGCUACGGAACUGCAGCGGCUUAGAGAUGAGGUUGAAGAACUGGAAAGGUGGGCAAAAGAGAUUGAGUUCAAGGAUAACCUGAAAGGCGACAGAGGACUACAUAGACUUCUAUCAUUGCUUACAGCGGAAGAGGCAAAUCUCGAGAGCCUACCGGUUCCUCGAAUAGCCCCGAAGCCAAUGUCUUCGAUUCUCGCCACUCUACUCCCAUUCUCCUCUAACAUCCGUCAAUCCAAACGACAGGCAUCACCUCUGCCAACGAAUCCGUUCGCUCUACAAGAAUCCUCUAGAGAAUUGCCAUACUUAACAGUAUUCGCACCACUGACUCUCAAAUCCCGCACAACUCGAUCAUCACAUAGAGAAGGGCCGUCAGAAACACACUCCCUGACCUUCUCCGCUCCGUCCCCAUUCCCAGCAAAUCUUUACAACACAACAGUAGUGUACGAGACGAAUCCAGAAACCCAAACCGUGGUGUCCGUGUCUGUUUCAACUGGCAGUGACAGCAAGAAAAGAAAAACGCCGGAAGCUCUCCGCCAAUGGAUUGAUACACGCCUAGAGAAUCCCCUCUUAAAGCUGGAUGUGUCAACCCUCUGCUGGGGCAUCAACCGGUACUGGGAAUGCUCAGUCACACGAGCUCGCCUGUGGGCACACAUUGACCACAAAUACGGCAACCAGGCCCUGCGUGGCAACAAAGACCCAUUACCCGAAAAUGAGAACGGGGCUAUCACCAUGUCAGAAUUACGCCGACUACUUCCUCAUCUUAAUCGGAGUACGAUGGCCAUCAAGCCCAAAUUGUCAGGCUCGGGUCCUCGUGUGCUGUUAUCUAUCACCUUGGUUUUGGAUGAUUGGACUGGAGAGCCUCAACUUCGACCUGAGAUCAGUGUCUCUUUGACAGGCGCAGAUCGGAAGAUCGACCACGAGACUAAGAAGCUGUUCCAUGCGUUGCUUCGUGAGGGUGAGGGCGAUGAUUUGGCUACGAGCGGUGUUGAUCCUGUCUUGAGAGCUACCGAGGGUGCUCUCGGUGCAUUGUUUGGUGGUCUUUGA